This is a messenger RNA of Wasmannia auropunctata (little fire ant), 1018 nucleotides long. RefSeq names its product serine/threonine-protein kinase 26 (gene GckIII). The record is from RefSeq and is a predicted model, not a curated record. Gene Ontology annotation, biological process: protein phosphorylation. Gene Ontology annotation, molecular function: protein kinase activity; ATP binding. Bases 269 to 1018 code for a protein of 249 amino acids. The transcript is spliced from 6 exons. NCBI's taxonomy places the organism in Eukaryota, Metazoa, Arthropoda, Insecta, Hymenoptera, Formicidae.
CGCGCGACCACCCUGCACGCGGCAUCUACAUCGUAUCGUCGCUGCUACCCCGGCAAGCCGUGUAAGAGGGUACCUGCCCACCCCCGAUCGAAGGGGUAAUAACACGCGAGCAACGAUAAGGACGUGAGAGCUCGGUCAGUCGACGAAGUGGACGACGAAUCGAGUCAUGCGGCGAAACGAGGAGUAGUGAGGUCGGCGCAUUUUCGAAAGAGACCGUCUCUCCGCUCGUUCCGCGUGCUUACGGUGCGCGCCGGUACAGACAUUCGACAUGUUCGCCGCGAUGGUGCUGCACAAGCAUAACAAGCACAACAAUGGGAACCACUCGAAUCAUCAUCACGCCAGCAACAACAACUCCACUACCAAUUCCACCAGCAAUCACCUCAACAACAACAAUCACAUCAAUAACAACGUCAACAACGUGAACCAGGCGUACAGCACGAGGGCGAAGGUGGACCCCGAGCUGAUAUUUACAAAACAGGAAAGAAUUGGGAAGGGUAGCUUCGGCGAGGUUUUCAAAGGUAUCGACAACAGGACCCAGCAGGUUGUCGCCAUCAAGAUCAUCGAUCUUGAGGAGGCGGAAGAUGAGAUCGAGGACAUACAGCAGGAGAUUAUGGUGCUGUCGCAGUGUGACAGCCCAUACGUCACCAAGUAUUAUGGAUCUUAUCUCAAGGGUACGAAGCUAUGGAUCAUCAUGGAGUAUCUGGGUGGCGGCUCGGCCCUGGACUUGAUGAAGGCCGGUAGCUUCGAGGAGAUGCACAUCGCCGUGAUAUUACGCGAGGUGCUCAAAGGGCUGGAUUAUCUGCACAGCGAGCGUAAGCUCCAUCGCGAUAUUAAAGCGGCGAAUGUUUUGCUGAGCGAAAUGGGCGACGUUAAGUUGGCCGACUUCGGUGUAGCCGGUCAAUUGACGAACACCACCAGUAAACGGAAUACCUUCGUCGGCACGCCGUUCUGGAUGGCACCCGAAGUCAUCAAACAGUCCGCUUACGAUUCCAAGACGUACUCGGUGGCCUUGAUCUAA